AUGUCAUAUUCAUUGAAGAUUGGUCCUUCAACAUAUUAUGUUUCGAGUCAUAUGAAAAAUUUAAAUAAUAACAAUUAUUUUCUUGUCAAAGAUGUACAUAGUCGAUCUAAAUCAGUUAACGACUCAAUGACAUCAUCGCUUCGUAGUCAACGUUCGAGAUCUCUAAAACGAUCAGUUUCACCUGAAAGUCGACCAAGCACACGUCACUAUGGUAGACUAAUUAAUGCCAUUAAUCUGCCUACUAAACAACAACAACAACAAAUAUCAAAUCAGAUAUAUCAUCGUCGGCACACUCAAUCAAAAUUUAGAACACCUAUUCAAGUAUCAGAUAGAAUUAUGACAACUGAUAAGAAAAUAUUGAUUGAUAAAGUGUAUCAAAAAGCUGUAAAAGAAGAAACAUCUUCUAGUAAAUCAAUUAAGAAGAAACGAAAACCAUCUACUGAAACAAUAAUAGGCAAGCAAAAACAAGAAAUAAUUCAAUUGUUUAAUGAACAAAAACAAUCUCUGACACUGUUGCUAGAAGAAAAUAUUCGUACAAUGACUACAUCAUCAAUUAAUGUUAUUAAACAGAUUGUAACCGAAGCAUUACACGCUCAAGAACAAACAUCAACAAAAAAACUCGAACAUACUUUAAUUCAAACAAUACAUCAAGAAUUACAACAAAUUACGCCAAGAAAUAUUGAUAAAACUCAGAUAAAUUCGCUUGAUGUUGAUACACUGAAUCGAUUAGAAGAUAUUCUUACACAAACUAUAGAGAAAUAUAUUACAACAUCAAAUGAAAAUGACAAUACUGCUUUAAAUCAUUUGUUCACUGAACAAAAACAAGUUUUAAUUGAAGCGCUUACUCAACAACGAUCAAAACCUUCUAUCGAUAUUAUCAAGCAAGCAGUUAUCGAUGCUCUUAGUGAACAAAAUUCUCAAUCAGUAACUAGUAAUACUAAAAGAAAUAUAACAAAUCGUUGUGAGACGACUACUAAGAUUACUAAUAAUGAAAUUCAAAUUAUUGUUAAUCUAAAUCAAACACGUAUUGAUACAGCUUUUCGUCAACAACGUGAUACAAUAGUUGCUAAUCGAUAUUUACGUGAUACUGUAAGACAAUUGUCACAUGUUCGUUCAAUGUCUUCUCUUGUGAAAAAAAUUCAAGCAUGCAGUACAAAUGACUUUGAAAAUGCUUGGUUACUCUUUUGUUGGAUAGGUCAAAAUAUAUCUUAUGAUUUCGAUUGUGAAAAUCAUUCAGCUGAAAGUGUUUUUCAAAAUCGAACAGGAUCAUGUGAAGGUUUUGUUAAUGUAUUUUAUGAAUGUUGUUCAUUAUUGAAUAUUCAAUGUACAAAAAUUUCAGGCUAUACCAAAGAAAAUUUCCUUAGAAAAGUUGAAGAUUUAAAAAAAUUUUCACAUUCAUGGAAUUCUAUUGUACUUGAUAAUUACACUUAUUUAGUUGAUCCAGCAUGGGGUGCUGGUGCUAAUAAUAACAAUCAAUUUCAAGAUUAUUAUUUUUUAACAUCAGCCGAUGAGUUUAUUUAUACUCAUUAUUCAAAUGACUAUCAAUUACUUCAACCAGCAAUAACUAAACAGGAAUUUCUUAGUUUACCUGUAAUGAAAUCAAAUUACUAUCGGUUAAACUUGAGUUUAUUAACACCAAAACAAGUUUUUAAUCAAACCAAUGAAAAUAUAAUUAAAAUCUCUCUAAAAACACCAGCAUAUGUUGAUUUAUUUGCAUCAUUGAUAAGCGAUAAUAUUGAAUAUCCACGUCAUUUACAUACAUUCUGCCAACGUGAUAUAAAUCAAACAGAUACAAUGAAUUGUUUUUUUGCUCCACCCAAUAAUGGGCUUUAUGAGAUAAAAAUUUUUUCAAAAACCAAUAACGAAAAAAAAUAUGAAGAUGCUAUUUAUAUGCGAUUAAAUGUAUCAAAUAUGAUUCAAGCUAUUACUUUUCCAAUAAUCUAUCAAUCAUUUAUUGAAUAUAAAUGUAUUUUAGUAGAACCAUUUCGACGUCAUAUACAAGAAAAUGAAGAUUUAGUUAUUCAUAUGAAAAUACCUGAUGCUAUUAAAAUUAAAAUUAAAAAUGGUGAUGAUUAUAUUAUACCGAAUAAAGACGAAUAUAAAAAUGGAGUAUUGAAAACAAAAGUUCAUAUUCAAGGUGAUCUUCAUGUAUGUGCACAGUGGAAUGAUAAAACUAAUCAACCAAUAUCAACAAUUUGCAUUUUCACUGUUACAUGA
Messenger RNA from Rotaria socialis, 2217 nucleotides. Lineage: Eukaryota; Metazoa; Rotifera; Eurotatoria; Philodinida; Philodinidae. The record is from the annotation of a GenBank genome assembly.